Messenger RNA from Botrytis sinoallii, 1164 nucleotides. RefSeq lists its product as uncharacterized. The transcript has 4 exons. Gene Ontology annotation, biological process: proteolysis. Bases 1 to 1164 code for a protein of 387 amino acids. The record is from RefSeq and is a predicted model, not a curated record. Gene Ontology annotation, molecular function: aspartic-type endopeptidase activity. NCBI's taxonomy places the organism in Eukaryota, Fungi, Ascomycota, Leotiomycetes, Helotiales, Sclerotiniaceae.
AUGCUUUCCCAUAUCACAGUCUUCCUCGCUCUCGGAGCAAUUGCUCAAGCAGCUCCAACUCCAGCUCCAGCAGCUGCCUCUUCCGGUUCAGCCUCCCACAGUGUAACAGCAAUUCACAAUCCGAAUUAUGUUCGCAAUGGUACUGCAUCUUUGCUCAAGGCCUAUGCCAAGUACCACAUUCAGCCUACCCAACUAAUGUCUGAUGCGUUCAUGUCGGCACUCCAAAAGAGACAGGAUUCUUCUGCUCCAGCUUUCCCAGUCGAUCGUGUUGAGUAUCUCGUUCCUACUACCGUUGGAGGUCAAACUCUUAACCUUGAUUUGGACACUGGUUCGGCAGAUUUAUGGGUUUUCUCCUCUUUCCUAGCUGCCUCCUCUCGCAGAGGUCAUGACAUCUACACCUCAAGCAAGAGUUCCACAUUCAAGGCUCUCUCAGGUUACACCUGGAGCAUCCAGUAUGCCGAUGGAUCUGGAGCCAGUGGCACUGUAGGCACAGAUACCGUUAAGAUUGGUGAGACUACAGUCACUGGCCAAGCAGUUGAACUUGCCGACAGAGUUUCUUCUUCUACAUUUGUCACUGAUGAAUCUGAUGGACUCAUUGGCAUGGCUUUUAGCAGCAUUAACACUGUUCCCCCACUCUUCGCCGCCUACCUCCCAUUCAAUGCGGAUGGAGCAUACGACUUCGGAUACACCGAUUCUUCCAAAUACACUGGAAGUAUCACGCACACCCCUGUCGACUCCAGAAACGGUUUCUGGGAAUUCCCCUCUACAUCUUACAAAGUCGGCUCUACCGCCCACAGUUUACCAGGAUUCACUGGUAUUGCCGAUACAGGAACCACACUUGUCCUCAUGAGCGACGCCGUCAAUACUGCAUACUAUGCUCAAGUGUCUGGUGCCAAGUACUCCAGCACUGAUGGAGGAUACGUAUUCCCUUGCAAUGCUACUCUCCCUACUUUGUCGUUCAAAAUCGGCCCAACUGACUACGCGACGAUCCCGAGUUCUUUGAUGAAUUUUGCAGCUACGGAUGGAAACAAUUGUUACGGCUCGCUUCAAAGUGUAGCUGGCGGUAUUCAGAGCAUCUAUGGAGAUGUUUUCUUCAAUGCUUACUAUGGAGUUUUUGACAAGAGUGGACCUUCAUUUGGUUUCGCUACUAGUGCUUCUGCUUAA